CUAAAAUGUACACUAAUCUAGCGUUAUUUUUUGUAUCGGUAUUGGCGCAUUUUCUGUGACCCCUUUUCUCUCUCCAUAUCUAGUUUCAUCCCACGUCAUUCAUCUCAUGUGACCCCUUUUUGUACACACACCACACACACACAACACUCUCUCUUCGCGAUCCUUUCCCUCCUCCAUUGGACUUCGUUCCUUCGAAUCCCCAUGGAGUCACUAGAAAUUCCUCGUCUCCUUCUCCAUCAUCACCAUCCCCGUGCAUCUUCAUCUCCAUCUCGACCUCUUUCCAAUUCAAGAUUCUUGCCACAAUUGUGUUUUCCUUCUAACCUCAAAAAAGCUACUAAAAAUGCUACCUUAAGAUCAGUUUCCGGUGAUACUGAUGGUGGUCCCCCCGCUUCACCAGACGGACCUGUUUCCUUUGAAGAUGAUGAAAUUCAACAGCGUGAUGAAGAUAGAGCUCUCUUGUUGUCUAAAGAGAUUGAUGAUUUUGGCUCUCUUGUUGGAUUUCGUUUGAGUACUACUGACUCUGUACAUGCAGGGAAAACUACUACUACUGAUACUCAUCGAGGGGAAUUAAGGAGUGAUGAAGUUGAAGAACCGGGGGAUACAAAUGUAGGAGAAGAUAAGGCUGAGAUUAGAGUGUCCCACAAUAUUGUUUUUGUGACAUCAGAAGCUGCGCCGUAUUCGAAGACUGGUGGACUUGCUGAUGUUUGUGGUUCUUUGCCAAUAGCGCUGGCGGGUCGGGGACAUCGUGUUAUGGUUAUCUCUCCUAGAUACCAACAUGGUACUGCUGCAGAUAAGAAGUUUUCUAGUGCGGUUGAUCUUGAUAGAAAUAUCAACGUAUUUUGCUUUGGUGCUGCUCAGGAAGUUGGCUUUUACCAUGAGUAUAGGGAAGGGGUUGAUUGGGUAUUUGUCGAUCACCCUUCAUUCCAUAGACCAGGGAAUCCUUAUGGGGACAAGAUUGGGACUUUUACGGAUAAUCAGUUUCGGUUCACUUUACUUUCCCAUGCAGCAUGUGAAGCCCCAUUGGUGCUUCCAUUGGGAGGUUUCACUUAUGGAGAAAAAUGUCUAUUCCUUGUUAACGAUUGGCAUGCCAGCCUAGUUUCAGUACUUUUGGCAGCCAAAUAUCGUCCAUAUGGGGUAUAUAAGGAUGCACGUAGCAUAUUAGUGAUUCACAAUAUUGCACACCAGGGAGUGGAACCUGCAAUUACGUAUAGCAAUUUAGGGCUGCCUCAAGAAUGGUAUGGAGCACUUGGAUGGGUGUUCCCUACAUGGGCGAGGACGCAUGCUCUUGAUACAGGCGAAGCUGUCAAUUUUUUAAAAGGCGCCAUUGUUACAGCUGAUCGAAUAGUAACAGUCAGCAAGGGCUAUUCAUGGGAGAUAACAACUAAUGAAGGUGGAUUCGGUCUUCAUGAAAUAUUACGCGAUAGAAAAAGUAUUCUCAGCGGGAUCACAAAUGGAAUUGAUGUUACUGAAUGGGACCCAUCAACCGAUGAACAUCUUGCUAGCAACUACUCUGCCGAAGACAUUUCUGGGAAGGUGAAAUGUAAGGUUGCCUUGCAGAAGGAAUUGGGUCUUCCAGUGAGGCCUGACUGUCCGAUGAUUGGGUUUGUUGGAAGACUUGAUUACCAGAAAGGUAUUGAGCUGAUUCGCCAGGCAAUUCCAGAGCUUAUGAUAGAUGAUGUUCAGUUUGUAAUGCUUGGUUCAGGGAAUCCUAUUUACGAAGAUUGGAUGAGAGCAACAGAGUCAAUUUAUAAAGAUAAAUUCCGUGGUUGGGUUGGAUUUAAUGUUCCCGUAUCUCAUAGAAUAACUGCAGGCUGUGAUAUACUGUUAAUGCCAUCAACAUUCGAGCCAUGCGGACUAAAUCAGUUAUAUGCAAUGAGAUAUGGAACUAUACCGGUGGUUCAUGAAACUGGGGGACUAAGAGAUACAGUUCAAAAUUUUAAUCCAUUUCCUGUAGGAACCAGUGCCGAAGGAUGCAAUGCUGAAGGCACAGGGUGGACGUUUACUCCGCUAUCAAAGGAGAGCAUGCUAGUGGCUCUAAGAUACGCCAUUCAAACAUAUAACGAACACAAGUCUUCAUGGGAGGGAUUAAUGAAAAGAGGUAUGACGAGAGAUUACACGUGGGAAAAAGCCGCCACUCAAUACGAGCAAAUCAUCGAGUGGGCAUUCAUGGAUCCACCCUAUUGCUAAAAGCAGAAAUGAAGUUGGCACAAAGCAUCAAAGAUCAACUCAAGAUUUUCCUUCAAUACCAAGGCUAGAUAUGGGAAUUUUCCUGUUCAUGAUAAUGAUAAUCGUGACCGAUUGAUAACAGGAAAGUAGCCUUUUUUUCUCUUAUCAUUUGAGGCCAGCUGCUUGCUGUAAUUUUUACUAUUAAACACAAUUUUUUUCCUACCAUUUGUUGAGGGUGCACGACACAUGAUAAUAUCUUACCCUUCUUGGGCUGUCUAUUCUAUGAUAUGUGCAUAAAAUCAGGUAAGUAGUCCUAGAAUUUUUUAUAUUUAUUGUAGUUCCACGUUGUUUGUAACUAUGUAUGAAGCAAUGGUGAAUGUUACUGUACACAAUAUUGAGUUUUGGUUCAUCACAAGGAUUA
Vicia villosa (hairy vetch) is the source of this 2587-nucleotide messenger RNA. RefSeq names its product starch synthase 1, chloroplastic/amyloplastic. The transcript has 15 exons. Gene Ontology annotation, molecular function: alpha-1,4-glucan glucosyltransferase (UDP-glucose donor) activity. Gene Ontology annotation, cellular component: chloroplast. Bases 202 to 2187 code for a protein of 661 amino acids. The record is from RefSeq and is a predicted model, not a curated record. NCBI's taxonomy places the organism in Eukaryota, Viridiplantae, Streptophyta, Magnoliopsida, Fabales, Fabaceae.